Molecule: messenger RNA, 1081 nt
Organism: Cannabis sativa
Lineage: Eukaryota; Viridiplantae; Streptophyta; Magnoliopsida; Rosales; Cannabaceae
Product: soluble inorganic pyrophosphatase 1
Exons: 9
Coding region: 250-894 (214 amino acids)
Biological process (GO): phosphate-containing compound metabolic process
Cellular component (GO): cytoplasm
Molecular function (GO): inorganic diphosphate phosphatase activity; magnesium ion binding
Source: RefSeq, a predicted model, not a curated record
UUUUAUUCAAUUUGACUAACUUCGAGAAUGAAAAAUACUGAAAUCAUAACCGUUAGAUUAGCUUACUUUCCUACAUCGAACGACUAGUGUUGACUUAUGGGUAAUCACUGAGAUAUUACUCUGCCAAAUACUUUAACGUUAUUAUAAAGAAGUGCUCGUAGUGAGUGCUCUCUUUCUGUGUCUCCAUUUCUGUACCUUCCAACCAAAAAUCAGUGCUCAGCUCAGCAACAUUGCUACUCUCUGUUCAAUAUGGCUGAGAACAACAAUGGGGAGUCAAGUGUGAAAAAUUCUGUAGCCCGUCCUGCUUUAAAUGAAAGGAUUCUUUCUUCCAUGUCACGAAGAUCCGUGGCUGCUCAUCCCUGGCAUGACUUGGAGAUUGGACCUGGUGCCCCUGAAUUUUUCAAUGUUGUGAUUGAAAUUGGAAAAGGGAGCAAGGUUAAGUACGAGUUGGACAAGACAAGUGGCCUCAUAAAAGUUGAUCGAAUUCUUUACUCAUCAGUUGUAUAUCCACACAACUAUGGUUUCGUCCCACGAACCCUUUGUGAGGAUAGUGAUCCUAUUGAUGUUCUGGUACUGAUGCAGGAGCCUGUGCUGCCUGGUACAUUCCUUCGUGCUCGGGCUAUUGGAUUAAUGCCUAUGCUUGAUCAGGGGGAAAGAGAUGACAAAAUCAUUGCUGUAUGUGCCGAUGACCCUGAGUUCCGCCAUUACUCUGACAUCAAGGAGCUCCCACCCCAUCGACUUGCAGAAAUCCGACGAUUCUUUGAGGACUACAAAAAGAAUGAGAACAAGAAGGUGGAAGUUGAUGACUUUUUACCAUCUGAAUCUGCCAUUGAAGCCAUAAAGUACUCCAUGGACCUGUAUGCGUCUUACAUCAUCGAAGCCUUGAGGAGUUAGUGACUCCAUGGGAGAGCAGAUGGGAGCUGACAACAUACCAAAUAAUUUUAGCAUGGCUAAUAGAUUUGGUUGUUUCUUGGUACAAUUAAUUAGAAGUUAUGUUAUUAAGACUGUGAUCUUCUGAUACUUUUCUAAAAUUUGUAAGUGUUGAAAAGCUGCUUUUGAAGUAAUCUAUAUUUCUGUUUUA